AUGGUGGCUAGUAGGGGACACCGACAGAAUGGAGACGGCAGCUCAGGGGACUGGCAGAACCGCGGAGGUGGUCGCGGUAACCAGUGGCAAUCGCGGGGGCGUGAUGGACAAGGGUGUGGACGCGGUGGCUUUCCCCGGUGUCAGAUUUGCCGGUCACACGGUCACAUAGCCGUGUACUAUUUCUGGCAAUACUCUGACCAGCCGCCGGCACAGGCGAACCUGGCAGUUAACGGCGAUGGUGGUGCAGCGCCGGAUGUCGUGUCGUGGUAUCCAGACACCGGAGCCUCCUCCCAUGCGACUUCAGAUCCGGCGAUGAUGGCUCACUCUGAGGACUACACCGACAAUGAUGUCCUCCGGGUUAGAAACGACACAUGUUUGGGUAUUUCUGAUAUUGGGUGUGCUACUCUCCCAUCAGUUUCUAAAUCUUUAAAUCUGUCAAAUAUUCUGCAUGUUCCUGAUCUUUCAGUUUCAUUAUUAUCUGUUAACCGGUUUACCACUGAUAAUAAUCGCUCCAUUUCCCGAUCCUCGACUGAGGCAGAAUACAAAGGGUUAGGAGAUGUAUCAACUGAAGUUACAUGGAUUGUGUCACUGUUACGUGAACUGGGUCUUGAUUCUGGUAAACUAGCAACACUCUGGUGUGAUAAUCUUGGGGCCACUUACCUAUGCGCCAAUCCUGUGUUUCACGCUCGUACCAAGCAUGUUGAGAUCGAUUUCCAUUUUGUCCGUGACAAGGUGGCUUUCAGAGACUUCUUAGUGAAUUUUGUGUCUACGAAGGAUCAGCUGGCCGACAUCUUUACGGAGCCUCUUCCAGCACAGCGCUUUGGAGCGCUACGUGACAAGCUCAAUGUUGUCUCCCUCCAACCUUCAGCUUGA
Molecule: messenger RNA, 873 nt
Organism: Ipomoea nil (Japanese morning glory)
Lineage: Eukaryota; Viridiplantae; Streptophyta; Magnoliopsida; Solanales; Convolvulaceae
Exons: 2
Coding region: 1-873 (290 amino acids)
Source: RefSeq, a predicted model, not a curated record